AUGAAGAGAAACUUAAAUGAAAAUUCAACUCGAAGUACAGCAGGCUGUUUGCCUGUACCAUUGUUCAAUCAAAAGAAGAGGAAUAGACAGCCAUUAACAUCUAAUCCACUUAAAAAUGAUCCAGGUAUCAGUACUGCUUCUGACAGUUAUGAUUUCCCUCCAAUACCAACAGAUUGGGCCUGGGAGGCUAUGAAUCGAGAGUGGGCUCCUUUAACAAAAACAAUGAACACAAGCCAAAUACCACCUUCAGUUUCUCAUCCCCUGAGAAGUCAAGAUUCUAUUCCUAAAUCAAUUCAGUCAAAUACUGCAAGAAGCCAAAGUGGUUGGAGCUACAGAGAUGACAACAAAAAUACCAGCUUGAAAACUUGGGAUAAAAAUGACUUUAGACCUCAAUGUAAAACAACAAAACUAGUGACAAAUGAUGGAAAAAAUUCUUUUCCAGUGAAUUUGGGAACUCAGAUACCACAGAAACAAUUAAGGGUAUCUGAAACUCCUAAUUUAUCUUAUCACAGAGAAACUGAGGUUCUCAGACAAAUGUGUUCAUCAAAAGUUUCUGGCUCCACAAUAAAAGGCCCAGAUAAAAACAGUGCAUUACAGACAUUUAAGCCCAAUUUUCAACAAAAUCAAUUUAAGAAAAAAAUGUUGGAUGAUAUUCCAGAAGAAAACACUCUGAAGGAAGCCUCAUGUCAGUUACAGUUAAAGGAAAAAAAUAAUUCUCUAAGAAUUAUUUCUGCAGUUAUUGAAAGCAUGAAGUAUUGGUGUGAACAUGCACAGAAAACUGUACUUCUUUUUGAGGUGUUGGCUGUACUCGAUUCGGCUGUUACACCUGGCCCAUAUUAUUCAAAGAAUUUUCUUAUGAGAGAUGGGAAAAAUACUCUGCCUUGUGUAUUUUAUGAAAUCGAUCGUGAACUUCCAAGACUGAUUAGAGGCCGAGUUCAUAGGUGUAUUGGAAACUAUGACCAGAAAAAGAACAUUUUCAAAUGUGUUUCUGUCAGACCAGCAUCAGUUUCUGAACAAAAAACUUUCCAGACAUUUGUUAAAAUUGUAGAUGCUGAGAUGAGUUAUUAUACUAAAGUAAUGAAUGAAAUUUAG
This is a messenger RNA of Marmota flaviventris (yellow-bellied marmot), 1092 nucleotides long. RefSeq names its product spermatogenesis-associated protein 22. Gene Ontology annotation, biological process: homologous chromosome pairing at meiosis; meiotic DNA repair synthesis; gamete generation. The record is from RefSeq and is a predicted model, not a curated record. Lineage: Eukaryota; Metazoa; Chordata; Mammalia; Rodentia; Sciuridae.